Molecule: messenger RNA, 798 nt
Organism: Diospyros lotus (date-plum)
Lineage: Eukaryota; Viridiplantae; Streptophyta; Magnoliopsida; Ericales; Ebenaceae
Product: mitochondrial import inner membrane translocase subunit TIM14-3-like
Exons: 3
Coding region: 166-498 (110 amino acids)
Biological process (GO): protein import into mitochondrial matrix
Cellular component (GO): PAM complex, Tim23 associated import motor
Molecular function (GO): ATPase activator activity
Source: RefSeq, a predicted model, not a curated record
UUCCCCCUGGGCACGUCGUCUCCUCUGCAAGAAAACCCUAAGAUCUGAAGCUCUAUAAAAUUGGUUGCAGAAAACUCGGAAUUCUGCAGAUUUCGCAAUUCGCUGCUGAAGAAGCCAACCGACUUCCGAUUUAGUCUCUUCAGGCUGUCAAUCCUUGCUGCAGGAAUGGGUACACCUUUGCUAGCAGGACUAGCUGUUGCAGCUGCUGCUUACGCGGGCAGAUAUAGCAUUCAGGCUUGGCAAGCAUUCAAGACAAGACCACCUAGAAUCCGCAGAUUUUAUGAGGGGGGAUUCCAGUCUGCAAUGACAAGAAGGGAAGCAGCUCUCAUUCUUGGAGUCAGGGAAAGUAUGCCGGUUGAUAAGAUUAGGGAAGCACAUAGAAGGGUCAUGGUGGCUAACCAUCCAGAUGCAGGCGGCAGCCACUAUCUUGCUUCCAAGAUCAAUGAAGCAAAGGAUAUGAUGCUUGGAAGGACCAAGGGGAGUGGCUCAGCGCUCUAAUCCUGAAACCAGGCUGUGUCAAAAUUUUGUAAGUCAUGUUUCAAGACCGACGAUGCUGCUCGAUUAAACUGAUAUAUAACCUUCAUUUUUAGGCCUAGCUUUAGUUCUGAUUGAAAUUCGUGUGCUCUUUCUUUGUUCUGUCAAUUAUCUAGGUAGGACCUAAGAGCCAUAUACUUGUCAGAAUUCACAUUAUUUGAGUUCAUUCCAUGGGAUUGGAAACUUGCCUGAUAUUUGUUUUGUAUGUACUCGGGAGUCUAAUUAAAUGAUAUCACUAACAAUGAAAUUUCUUAUAUGGAGGCA